UUUUAGAAAAUAAAAAACUAAGAACACCCAAAUUUGAGAUCUUAAGAUCACAGAACCUUUGAAUUUUACGGUUUGGUUUUUUGGUUAUCCUAAAGAGAUGGUACAAAUCUAAGGCAGAGUAAAACGCAGAACGCAAUCACAUAAUUAUUUUUCUAACUGCAAUACGCAAUCACACAAAACAGCGGCACUUCGUCAAAUUCCAGUAACAAUGGAGGAGAAAGACAAAAACAAAGUAAGCAGUGAGGAGAGAUGGAAAGGAGCCAUAGCCAAUCUAACGGAGAUGGCUUCCAAUUUGGACUCUCUCCAGAAACUAUUACUCAAGAAAGCUGUCUUUGUUGAUGAAGAGACCUUCGCUAAAGCUUCCCUAAGCUCUGAACAAGCCCGUACAAUCAAGGUUCUUGAACAAAGGGUAGAGACUUUGGAAAGAGAACUUGAUGCUGCCAUUUCUGCUGCUGCUCGUGCUCGUGCAGAAAAGAGACAGGCUGAGGCAGCACAAAAAGCUGCAGAACUACGUGCACAAGAAAUUACAAGAGAACUUGAGAACACCACGAAGGUAUUUGAACUGCACAUGGAGGAGCUGCGUGCAAAGCAAGAGGAAAUAUCUAAGCGUGAUAAUGAAAUUAAGCUUUUGGAAGCUAUAAUUCAGACACUUGGUGGGAAAGAAUCACAUUCUUCAAUUGCGGUGUGGGAUUGAAUUCUCAAGAAUCAAAACAUGGUAAAGUUUGAAAAGAAAAAAGAACAAAAAAGGAUAGUUGUGAAGUGCUGCAACAUGUAUGACUCUGUAGAGCUUAAAGUGUACUCGAUGACUUCCAAAACAGGCCUUAUAUGAAGUUUUGGUCAUAAUUUAAUUUUCUGUGGGACUUUGUUAA
This is a messenger RNA of Jatropha curcas, 869 nucleotides long. RefSeq names its product tropomyosin. NCBI's taxonomy places the organism in Eukaryota, Viridiplantae, Streptophyta, Magnoliopsida, Malpighiales, Euphorbiaceae. The record is from RefSeq and is a predicted model, not a curated record.